AAUGAGUUAAGAUAAAAAGUCCUUCUUUGAUUUCACAUCUCCUUUUGAGUUGAAAAGGCCAAUUGAAAUAUUUUAAAAAUCCUUAAAGGAUCAAUUUUACAUCUAAAAAAAUGACAAAUUUAAAUUAAAGACUUUAGUACUUCAACGAAAUUACUUGAUCAAAUUUAGUUCUAAGGUAUAAUGUAAUGUUAAAAUUUACAGAAACCAAGUUAAAAGUAUUUCAAUAUUACCAAUGCUUUACUUGAAUAAGUAAAGCAUCCAUAAAUGGGUCAUGGAAUUUAAAUAACAAAAAACGGAGAAAAUUUUACAUUUUAUGGUAUGGUGGACAAAUGGUACACCUAAUUAAAAAAAUGGUGCAUUUAACUAAACUUUUAGAAAGAGUACUGCAUGAUUAAAUUGGUUGGAAAGGGUAGUUUUGCUAAAGUAAAUAGAAAAAAUAAACAUUAGGUUUACAAAAUUUAAAGACUAAGUGAUAAAAAAGAGUUUGCUGUUAAACUAUUUGAUAAAACCACUUUUAAAUCUCAAGAUAGAGCAGCUUUGCUAAAAGAAAUUGAAUUAAUGAGAAUAAUGAAUCAUAAAAAUGUUGUUACAAUUCUUGAAACUUAUGAAAACGAGCAAUAUAUAUUUAUAAUUUAAGAGUUGUUUAAUGGUGGAGAGCUUCAACAAGAAUUGAAAAAAACUAGAACUUUUUCUGAAUAUGGGGCAUUUAUAGUUAUAUAAUAAGUAAUAGAAGCAUUGAAAUAUAUUCAUUCUCAUGGGAUUAUACAUAGAGACAUAAAACCUGAAAAUAUAAUUUUAAGAGAGGAAGGAAUGAUAGAAUAGGUUGUUUUAGCUGAUUUUGGUUUAGCAGAUUACUUUAGAAAGGAUUGUAAAUAUAUGUUUACAAGAUGUGGUACCCCUGGAUUUGUGGCACCAGAAUUAUUACAAGAUAAAAUUUAUGAUUAUAAAGUUGAUAUAUAUAGUUGUGGAAUACUGUUCUACUAUUUAUUAUUAGGCAAGGGUCCAUUCGAUUCAAAUAAUUAUGAUUAGACAGUUAUGGCAAAUUUUAAUGGAUGGGUUGAUUUAACUAAAAUUCAAUUUUCUAUUGAAUGUCUUGAAUUAUUAAGAGGAAUGCUAGAUCCAAAUCCUAUCAAAAGAUAUUCAAUUGAAUAAAUUCAAUAAAGUUCAUUCUUUGCAAAACAUUCAACAGUUUUCUAAUAAUACGCAAGUUAAAGUAGUUUAGGUAGUAUUCCAUCAUAAGGGGAUUCACGAACUAUAUCCCCAUAAUAAAGUCCUAAUUUGGAGCCAAAGAAAUCACCAAGUGAUCUUAAAAGUAGAUUUGCGAAUUCGGAAGUAUCACCAUUGCAAUCACCAGUAAGAAUAAAUACAACAAGUUUCUCUCCUUUAUCAGCUCCAUUCGGAAAAACUUAAAACUUACAAAGGAUACCAAUAUAAAUAUGAAUUAAAUAUAUAUAUCGAG
Paramecium sonneborni is the source of this 1459-nucleotide messenger RNA. Lineage: Eukaryota; Ciliophora; Oligohymenophorea; Peniculida; Parameciidae. The record is from the annotation of a GenBank genome assembly.